GUUUUUUCUGUUUUCAACCCAGCAUUACUUGUCUAUAGAAUCCUGUCUCACUAUUCCUUCUUUACCGUUGCGUACCUCUCUCAGUUCCUGUUUAUGGCGUGUCUUCAGUUUGUGAAAAGCCUAACGGUUUGUUUGAGCGCGGAAAUAACUCUUUCCCGACGUGCUGUCUCUCAGUUUCUAAUACAUCCUUUUUCUUCGUGUUCACGUUGCUUACUUGCGACUUCAAACAUGCAUCUUCCCUUUAGUGUACCACAGUAAAGCGGCUCAUUCUGCGACCUUCUGGAAAUGCCUGUCGGAAUUUUCUUCCGCAUUUUCUGGACCGGCUGCCACAUGCAAUAGUGCCGCAGAGAGGCUAGCUCGCCCUGGCUCACGCGCUAGCGAAGGUUCCAUGACGAACGACGUCGUUCCUUUUUUCGUCGCUGCUCAACUCCUGUUGUAUUUGCCGGUUUGAACCUCUCGGACCACUUUGUGUUGUGCGCUAAAGCCAGUCAUUCCUUCAACGAAACCCUGCUGAGAAGGGCGAGCUUGCAGUCGGCUGCCCUCGCAGCCGUUCCUGCGGCCAGUCCCUUCUUCGCACGACACACUCUGUUGAAAAUUGUGGUCCUCACCACUGUAUUCCCGCAGAUACAAAGUCUCGGCAGAUGGCUUGGGUAGAGCGCACAGCGAACGGAUAGGCGAAGUUCUAAUCGAGGGUCUUUUCCUAUCCGCUGCUUGCUUCACCGCCUUCGUUUUGCUCCCGGAGUCACUACUGGAAAUUUCUACGCAGAGUCCGUGUUUCCCUCCUGACGAGAAACUUACAGCAUCUGAGAAGACUUCCAUGUUCCACAGUGCCAAGGAUUCGCCCACAAAGUGCCUGGAAUCGUCAAAGAGCAGUGGAUUCAUUGCACUCUUCCAGCGGCAUCGUUGCACUCUUCGGGAAUCGUCGCUGUCUCCUGGUGUUGCCGUCGCGAGGGUUCGCGUUUGCGCACCUCAUCGAGUCUUGCCGUUUCUUGUGAAUGAGAGAUGGGGAACCAACCUGUUGGCGUUGCGGGGACGUUCGCUCUUGCGAGUCCUUCGGGGUUUGUAGCGUCGCAAACGAAUCUCGGUGGCAAGCGAGGGACUGUUGUCCGUGGCUCUGAAGCCUUUUUAGGUGGAUGCGCGGGCGAAGGGAGGAAACAGGAGGUUCUUCUUGCACUUGGUCGAACGCAGUUUUACCACUUGGUUCAGCAGCUUGAUUUGGAGCCUCGUCUGCUGCGAACGCUCGAGGCAAUGAAAGCCCAAGAAAGAGGGGAGACAUUGAAGAAAACCGGAACGGGGGAACCAGGCGGCGCCUCUGCGAAGCCACCCUGUGCACACAUCGUGGUCAAGUCUGUGAAAGGGAAGGCGCCAUGUCCGAUCUGCGCGAAGCGAAAAGUCGAAGCCGUGCUCCUCAAGCAGGACACAGAGCUCUUCCAUAGAGAGUUUGCUAAUCUCGAGGCGCUCCUACCUGUUGAUUCGUCGCCGAAGAUUCGGGAUCUUUACAGCAACUUCCAGACCUUUACAUCCGCGGCCAGCACGCACCGGACGCCUUGGGGAGGCGCUCUGGAGGCAGGUUUAUCGUCGCCGUAUCCCAGGCGAGAGCCAAGAGAAAAAGACCCUCAGUGCUCCACUUGCACAGCAACAGAGGAAGAGUGUGCACUGGCGCAUGCUGAAGCGUGUCGCGCCUGCUACAAGCUCGAAGGCCUUUGCACAUUCGUCGAUAUCCACCGACACUCGCUCGAACAAGCCUUUGAGAAGCCAACCCAGUGCGAAGAUGAAAGCAGACUGCAGGAGGAUUUCCUCAGCCAGCAACUGCGGACAGUAGCGCAAAGACCAAAGGCGAGUUCCGCAUUCACGGGAAGCCUCAGCCCGCCUUCUCGGCAACGGUUUCGUGGUUGUGUCGGUGCUACCUCUUACACGGCAAGCCCUACACAAAAUGCAAGUGGAAACCUUUCUGCGCGACUUAACACCUCUGUGGCGCAUGCGGCACAAGGAAUCCGGCAGCAAGGGUCUAGAGUGGCAGCCUCGUCUUCUUUGGAAAAAACUUAUCGACCUUCUCCAGCCGGGGCAUGUUCAGGUUUACAAGCGUUCAGUGCUUGCCCUGUUUUGCGUACAACGUCAUGUGCAUCUUCACUUCCUAGAUCCGGUGCUGUCGGGCGACCUGUAAGCCAAAGUGCAUUUCGAAGUCUCAUACACUCCCCUGCGUUUCAACACGCUCCCGGUAACCAUCAUUCGUCCCUGUUUGUCUCCGUCUCUGCAAUGCCUUCGCUUCCGAAAUCGAGGAGCCAAGUGCUUUUGGUUGAACGAGCAAAGUGUCUUCGUACGCAGUUUUCUUCCCUCUAGCAACAUAAACUCAUACAACGUCUGUGUCUGGGCUAUCUCCAGGUUUGUUGUUAGAAUUUUCUUUCGAAACUCAGCGAGGCAAAAAGAGAUCGACGAAGCCUGUUGACAGCUGUGUCGCAAGAGGCAUUGCCUUCAUUUAUGUCGAGUCACUUUCGUCCUCCUUUUACAGCUCAGAUACGUCGGAACCGCCGUACCAUCCGUUUCUUCAUGUCGUAGCGUCUCAGUUGCUUUCAGCGUCCAUCCACUUCAUUCACCCUCCGAACUUCUAUUCCUUGCCAUCUCUAGGUGUGUUAAUCUCCCGCGUGCCUGCCUCUGUCAAACAGUUGGAGAACUGGUGCACCUGACAUUCGCCUGAAGGUGCAGCAACCUCCUGUCGAGC
Molecule: messenger RNA, 2719 nt
Organism: Toxoplasma gondii ME49
Lineage: Eukaryota; Apicomplexa; Conoidasida; Eucoccidiorida; Sarcocystidae
Exons: 5
Coding region: 1003-2340 (445 amino acids)
Source: RefSeq, a predicted model, not a curated record